AUGUUCAGAUCAAUUACAACAAUAGCCACUCCAUUGCUUACAGCUGGAGCCAUAAUAACGAUCAACACUAACGCAAUUCAUAAUGACUCAAAACGUAAUUUCUAUGAGGAUGAUACAAAUGUUGUACCCGUCCCAGGUACAACAAUACCUGCACCAGCUUCAGAAAUUGAAUCAUUAGGAAAUAAUAAAUUAAUAGAUGGAAUAUCAGUACGAACUACAAAACCAACUGAGAAUUUUUUUAAACAAAUUAGAGAAUUUACAUCUCACAAAUUAAAUGAAUUUAAUCAUUGGAUAAAUCAUAAUUAUACAAAAUAUAAUGAAACUGAAAGAUUAGUUACUUCAACAGUUAGUGAUUUACAUUAUAAAAAAGAAGAUCUUUUACCAAAUGGUAUUUAUGUAGUAAUUGGAACAUUAGCAGGUGUAAUUGCAGCAAGACCAAGAGGUAUAAUAUCUAAAAUUUCAUUCCCCAUAAUAACAGGAUUAUUAACAUUUAAAUAUUUUUUACCAGUUACUUUUGAUAAUACUACUGAUUUUGCUUGGAAAUUAGAACAAAGAAAUUUACCUCAAAUUGCUGAAAAACAAAAAGAUGCUUAUCAUAGUACUUUGAAAUUUGCAAAAUCAAUUGAAAAUACAACUGAAAAUAGUAUUAAAUUAGUUGAAAAUGGUGCUCAAUCUUUAAAAAAAUCAAUUGCUGAUAUAACGGGGUUAAAUUUAGAUGAAGAAGUAUCUAAAAAGAAGUAA
Molecule: messenger RNA, 741 nt
Organism: Lodderomyces pseudojiufengensis
Lineage: Eukaryota; Fungi; Ascomycota; Pichiomycetes; Serinales; Debaryomycetaceae
Exons: 1
Coding region: 1-741 (246 amino acids)
Biological process (GO): cristae formation
Cellular component (GO): MICOS complex; mitochondrial crista junction
Source: RefSeq, a predicted model, not a curated record